AUGCGGGAAGAUCAACCGUCAGGUGCAGUCGACGAUGGGGCGGCCUCGUCAGACAGAGCCGAUUUUGACGAGUCUGUUAAUAUCUUUGGCGAUGAACAUCAUAACAAUGACCAGGCGCAGACAGUCUGGGGAACCGUGAAAGAGAUCUUUGUGAACAAGGACGCGUGGAAGAUCCAUCUCAUCAUACUGUUUGUUUAUGCGGGAAUGCAAGUCGUACAUAGCUACUACAAGAUCUAUGGACAAACGUUUAUCAAGAACGACACGUAUUUGGGUGUAGUUGGCUCCAUAGCAUCCGUGUUCAACAGUUUUUGUAGACCGCUCUGGGGAGUCGUGUUUGACAAGAAAGGUUUUAAGUUCACCAUGACGAUCAUCUUGGCAAUAUACGUAACGCUGUCUUGCACCAUCAUGUAUACAGAACAGAUCACUGCCCACAACCAGGCCUUCGGGGAGGCCUGCUUCAUGAUCUGGAUAUGUGGAAUGUACGCCAUGUUUGCAGGUCUGUGGUCAGUAUGCCCGACUGUCUACAGUAAACUGUUUGGUCCGAACAACAUGGCAGUGUGCCUGGGAUAUCAGUUUCUUGCGCUGGUUUGUAUCGUCUCAAACAUAUGGAUUUCCUAUUUAAAAAAAGGGCUGUAA
Molecule: messenger RNA, 636 nt
Organism: Mya arenaria
Lineage: Eukaryota; Metazoa; Mollusca; Bivalvia; Myida; Myidae
Exons: 5
Coding region: 1-636 (211 amino acids)
Biological process (GO): transmembrane transport
Molecular function (GO): transmembrane transporter activity
Source: RefSeq, a predicted model, not a curated record